AAAUUUUUCUUAUUGAUUCUCUCAUUUUCUUUUCCUCAUUUUGUUCUAUAUAUUGACCCCUCAACUCCUUCACAAACCUCUUCCUCUUCUCUUCUCUUCCCCCUCUUUAGAUUUUGUGCUUAAUUUCUUGCUCUUCUAGGUUUAAGGGCAGAAGCUCUGCUGGUUUUGGGUCUCUCCCUCUCUCUCUUUCUCUGGUUUUCUUGAUCUUCUCUUUGUUGGUUUUGUUCUUUCUUUUGUUUUGUUUCUGGAUUUGUGCCAAAACUCCAUAAAAAGUCAAUCUUGACUGCUAGAUUUUCUGGGUUUUUUUUUUCUUCUUCUUCAGAUCUGUGGGUGUUCUGGUGAAAUCUGAUGCUGGAGAUCUUGAUCUUAAUGUUUCAGAUUCAUGUCUCCAGUUCUUAGUGAAAUCCUCCGGUCAGGGUUUAUGAUCGGAUCCUCUCUCAGACGCAGGACCCAUCUUGUUCAAUCCUUCUCUGUUGUAUUCCUUUACUGGUUUUAUGUUUUUUCAUAAAUAGCCCUCUCAUCAUCACUGCCUGGCAUAUACAUAUAACUAUAUAACUAUAUAUAAUCAACUAAAAUCAGCUGUUAUAAGGUCAGAUCAGCCUAAAAUCAACCAAAUUUUUUCUGGGUUUUAUUAGUUUUUCUUUCUUCUGUGCUGCAAAUAUACCAUAUAUAUGGCAUCUUCUAGUGGGAAUUCUAGCUCAGUCUGCACUGGUCAGCUUCAGAACUCAGGAUCUGAAGAGGAAUUGCAGCAGUUGAUGGACCAAAGAAAGAGGAAGAGAAUGCAAUCAAACCGUGAAUCUGCAAGAAGAUCCAGGAUGAGAAAACAGAAACACUUGGACGAUUUGAUGGCAGAAGUGGUUCAAUUGAGGAAGGAAAAUAACCAAAUCCUCACAAGCAUCAAUCUCUCAACCCAACAUUUCCUCAAUAUCGAGGCUGAAAACUCCAUUCUGAGAGCUCAAACCAUGGAAUUAGGCCAGAGACUUGAGUCUCUGAAUGAGAUCCUUCACUUUAUCAACACCACAAGCAAUGGCAAUGGAGUUUUUGAGACUGAUCUUCAUCAUGAAGACAUGAUAAAUCAUCAUAAUAUCUUCAUGAACAACAACAACAACAACCACCCAUCUAAUCUGCUUUAUCUUAACCAACAACCAAUCAUGGCAUCUGCAGAUCAGACCUUUCCAUAUUGAUUGAGGGCUAAAAUAGUCAAUUCUCAUCCUUUGUUUUGGUAGGCCAAGUCAUAUAUGAUCAUAUAAAUGGUAAAUUAAGGGAAAAAUGAGCUCACUAUGUAAGAAUAUGGUGUGUGAAGACCAAAGAGCCCCUUAAUGUAUUGUGGUUGGUUGGCUAUAUAUAUAUAUAAAUUAGUGGUGUAUAUGUUCCACAUUAUAU
Tripterygium wilfordii is the source of this 1383-nucleotide messenger RNA. RefSeq names its product bZIP transcription factor 44-like. Gene Ontology annotation, cellular component: nucleus. Gene Ontology annotation, biological process: positive regulation of DNA-templated transcription. The transcript has a single exon. NCBI's taxonomy places the organism in Eukaryota, Viridiplantae, Streptophyta, Magnoliopsida, Celastrales, Celastraceae. Gene Ontology annotation, molecular function: DNA-binding transcription factor activity; transcription cis-regulatory region binding. Bases 672 to 1184 code for a protein of 170 amino acids. The record is from RefSeq and is a predicted model, not a curated record.